AUGGCCCUUCCCACCUUCAAACGCCAGCCCCCAGCCCAAUCCUAUGGCGUCGUCUCGUUCCCCGCCCAGCACGUAAUGCUGGUCGUCUUCACGCGGCCGCGCGCCCUCAACGCCAUGACCAGCGCCGGCGAGUACGAGCUGGAGGCGCUGUUCGCCUGGUACGACGCCGAGCCGUCGCUGCGCUGCGCCAUCGUCACGGGCGCCGGGCGCGCGUUCUGCGCCGGCAUGGACCUCAAGGAGUGGAACGAGCGCAAUGUUCGCCGUGCGGCUGGGCUGCGAGAGGACCGCCCGAUGAACCCGCCGUCGGGCUUCGGCGCGCUGUCGAGGCGGCACGGCAAGAAGCCUGUAAUUGCAGCCGUCAACGGGCUGGCGUUUGGCGGCGGCAUGGAGAUUCUCGCCAACCUCGACCUCGUCGUCGCGAGCAAGAGCGCCAUCUUCGCCCUCUCUGAAGCCAAGCGCGGCGUCGUGCCCAAUGCGGGCUCCCUGCCUCGCCUGGUCAGGACCAUCGGCCGGCCCAGGACCAUGCAGCUAGCCCUGACGGGCCGGAGCAUCACGGCGGCCGAGGCCAAGGAGUGGGGGUUGCUGAAUGCCAUCACAGACGACGCCGCCGAGGACUGCGCCGUGCUGGAGCGCCCCGUCGUCAAGGCCGCCCUGGACUACGCCGUGGCCAUUGCCGCCAACAGCCCGGACAGCGUCAUUGUUGCGCGCGCCAGCGUCAUUGCCGGCUGGGAGGACGGCAGCGCCGAGAACGCGAGCCGUCUCAACUGCGAGAAAUGGGACGAGGCGCUGGAUGAGAGUGCCAAUAUGAGCGAAGGGUUGCUGGCGUUUGUGGAAAAGCGAGCGCCAAAAUGGGUGGACAGUAAGCUGUGA
Molecule: messenger RNA, 870 nt
Organism: Ilyonectria robusta
Lineage: Eukaryota; Fungi; Ascomycota; Sordariomycetes; Hypocreales; Nectriaceae
Product: ClpP/crotonase-like domain-containing protein
Exons: 1
Coding region: 1-870 (289 amino acids)
Biological process (GO): fatty acid beta-oxidation
Cellular component (GO): mitochondrion
Molecular function (GO): enoyl-CoA hydratase activity
Source: RefSeq, a predicted model, not a curated record